This is a messenger RNA of Branchiostoma belcheri (Belcher's lancelet), 1329 nucleotides long. RefSeq names its product multiple epidermal growth factor-like domains protein 10. The record is from RefSeq and is a predicted model, not a curated record. The coding region runs from base 1 to 1329 and encodes 442 amino acids. Gene Ontology annotation, cellular component: membrane. Gene Ontology annotation, molecular function: protein binding. Gene Ontology annotation, biological process: cell communication. Lineage: Eukaryota; Metazoa; Chordata; Leptocardii; Amphioxiformes; Branchiostomatidae. The transcript is spliced from 10 exons.
AUGAGGUGGAAGGAGUCUCUAUGCAUCGCGAUGUUGCUGCUUGUUGCCAUGGUAACUGUUUCCAUGGCAAACGUGCACGGGAAGUUACUGGCGGUCGGCAGAGUACGAAGGGAGGCGAACGGUACCAUGACAACCAUGGCACCUACAACCGACCCCUCACUCCUGGACCCUAACGGACCCCAUGUUUGUACCAGAAGGAUCACAACGGCGUAUCGACAGGCUUACAGAAGCGUGGUGAAGAGUACGAUUGUGAACAAACGCGCCUGCUGUCCUGGGUACUUCCAAGAUGGGGACAGUUGUGAACCCUCCUGUUACAUGUGCGUCCACGGCACCUGUACUGCACCUGAUGUCUGCACCUGUGACGAUGGAUACGUGGGACAGCAAUGCCGUUGUGAUGGUCAGCACUAUGGGUCUAACUGUGAGCUGAGUUGUGAAUGUCAGAACGGAGGGACAUGUGGGGGAGAUGACAGCCAUUGUUUCUGUCCACCUGGCUACACAGGGACUCGCUGUGAGAACACAUGUCCUGAGGGUUCCUACGGCAUGUCCUGUGAUAACCAGUGUACAUGUGUGAACGGCGAUUGUUACCACAUCACAGGAGAGUGCCGAUGUAACAAUGGCUACACAGGGCCCAGGUGUGAUCAGGAAUGCGAGGACCCCAAUGGCUGUCUUGGGUGUCCGUGCCUGAAUGGAGGGACUUGUGACAGUAACGGAGCAUGUACAUGUGCUCCAGGCUUCAAGGGUGAUGUGUGUGGUGAAGCCUGUGACCCGGGUACCUACGGAGCCCACUGUGCGUCGGCCUGUCUGUGUCAUCAUGGCGGCUCCUGCGAUCCUGCAACGGGAGAGUGCAGCUGCCUGGCCGGCUACAUUGGAGACAAUUGUGAAGAGGAGUGUGCAGUAGGCAGCUAUGGUGCAGACUGUGCUCAGACAUGUAACUGUCAGAAUGAAGGGACCUGCACCAGUGGAGGACAGUGUCUCUGUACCCUGGGCUGGCAUGGCAGCAAGUGUCAGGGAAACAUUUGUCCCUACAACCCUCCUGAGUAUGAUUCUGAACACUACACGGAUGAGUUCCACUGGCCCUACUGUAUCCCAUGUCACUGUAACAAGGACAACACUGAAAGGUGUCACCCGUGGGGAGGGCACUGUGAGUGCCGUGCUGGGUGGGGAGGGGUGAACUGUGACACCAUGUGUGCGGAGGGGUUCUGGGGGAAGGGGUGCACGGACGUGUGUGACUGUGCCGGCAGCCACUGUGACCCACUGGACGGACACUGCCUCUGUCCUGCAGGAUACACCGGGAGCAAGUAUGUGGUGUACAGUAUAGAUCUUGUUUAA